AUGCGCCCGGAGGAUGACAAGAGAAUAGCGGACGAUGAGGGAGCCAGUCCUGCUGAGAGAGUUGCCGCCGCCUGCCGGGAAGAUAACACGGAUGCCCUAGAAGAAGUCCUUACAGAGAUGGAGAGUGGGAAGAAAACAAAUGAGGAAAUUGCUGCGUUUUUUAACAGCGUUACGGAUCCCUUGGGCAAUCAUGCGCUUCAUAUCUGUGCUAUGCAUGGAAGCUACCACGCAGCCGACUUCCUCUUCGAUAUAGAAUUUUUCGAAUGCGACCCAAGAACUCGACUCGACAAAGAAACCCCCCUUCACCUCGUCGCGCGCUACGCAAACGACAAGAGCCGUUACAAUUCUGUCACAGAUGCCAUCACAAUGGUUAAAAUGAUGUGCGAAGCCGGCUGCGACCCGCGCGUAACGAAUAAAAAUGGCGAGACGCCUUCCCGAUUACAGGAUAUGAUUCCAGAGGAGCUGCGAAAGGAACUGAGGCAGGCGGAAUAUCUACUAAAUGAGGGGCUGGGGUUACAAGAUGAUCCUGAUAGUGAUGGCGAUGAUGCGCGGGCGGGGAAUAGCGCGAGUGAUUCUGAGUGA
This is a messenger RNA of Histoplasma mississippiense, 582 nucleotides long. RefSeq lists its product with no specific name. The record is from RefSeq and is a predicted model, not a curated record. Gene Ontology annotation, molecular function: protein binding. Bases 1 to 582 code for a protein of 193 amino acids. The transcript has 3 exons. Lineage: Eukaryota; Fungi; Ascomycota; Eurotiomycetes; Onygenales; Ajellomycetaceae.